GCAAGUGCGAAUAGUAUUGUUCUGGCAUCGCUUGAGGUCGAAGCAUGCACGGUCACGUCGACGACAACAGCUUAGAGACGCCGCUCGUGGACGAAUCCGCCCCUGCAAUAGCAGGACGUAUACCGAAUGAAUCAUUGACCAUGAAGUCAGGCCAUGCACCAUGUGCGGUUGCUGCGCCUUCGGCUGGGCCGAAUCCCUAUGCUGUGCCCCAGUACGACCCUUCCGAUAGCUUUUCCGGCCACGAGGCUGGCUGGCCUCGACCAAGCAUGGCGAGAUCGAACUUGUCUCCGUUGGGUUCGCGGCUCGACGUGUGGGUCAGCGGCAUCUACACGGUUGUGGCAGGUCUCACGAUGAUUCAAGGGUUUGGAAUCCUGUUGCACUUGAAUCUCACAUCGGUGAUCUUGGGGAUGUACCUCAUGGCGUUUAGCGCGGGAUUGGUCCUGUACGACUUAAAGAGCGUCGUGUGUGGAGUGACGUUGGAGACUUGGUUUCCAUUUCUCGGCAACUACCUCGGUCGCGGGUUCACGUUGCUGUUUCUGUUUGCGUUGAAUGCACAGAACUUUCAGUUUUUUCAGCUGCCGAUGUGGGUCACUGUCGUCGAAGGCAUUGGGGCAGCCCUGCAUUUUGCCAUCUUCAUGACGACGCAGCCUCAAUAAAGUCGCGUAAAAAUUGUGUGAUUUAUCGACA
Molecule: messenger RNA, 687 nt
Organism: Aphanomyces invadans
Lineage: Eukaryota; Oomycota; Saprolegniomycetes; Saprolegniales; Verrucalvaceae
Exons: 2
Coding region: 45-656 (203 amino acids)
Source: RefSeq, a predicted model, not a curated record